Molecule: messenger RNA, 2636 nt
Organism: Gadus macrocephalus (Pacific cod)
Lineage: Eukaryota; Metazoa; Chordata; Actinopteri; Gadiformes; Gadidae
Gene: il17rel
Product: interleukin 17 receptor E-like
Exons: 12
Coding region: 50-1291 (413 amino acids)
Molecular function (GO): interleukin-17 receptor activity
Source: RefSeq, a predicted model, not a curated record
CUUUUAAGCAGCGCUGAGGAAGUAGAAGCGUCAUUAGGUGACGGCCGGGAUGAUGGUGCUCCUCUCGUUCCUGUUGGCUCUCAGCCUAGUCUCAGAGCUGCUCGCUGGACCGCUGCCCAAGCGAGAUGCCCUGGACCGCUCGGAGGUCCGCUGCUCUCAGGGUCUGCAGUGCAAAGCAAAGCAACACAACCCCUUCUCCUCCUCUCCGUGCCGGAGUCCUCCUGAGGGCGCGCGGACCCCCAACGUCACCCUCUCCUCCGCCCUGCACUGCUCGGGCGCUCAGAGGUGCUCCCUGCAGCUGGUCGUGUCCACCUCCUUGAUCCUCACCGAACCAGUGCACGGCCUUACCAUCUGCGUCCAGGCGCCGGGACGCACGGCGAGGUGUGAACAAGUCCACUUCUCGAAGUCCUCCAGGAAACGGAUGGAAGGAUCUCUGGUGAAGGUGACCAGCCAGUCUGUCGGGGUCUCCCCGGGCCAGGAGGCCAGGGUGAGGGUUCACAUGGUGCCUGAGCUCUGUGGCAGAGGCUGGACCGGAACCUUCCACGCUCCAGAAUGCAGCAGCGGUGAUCUCCGAGAAAAAGUCCCACAAUGCAUCACUGGUAGUCUCCAUUACUCUGUCCUCCAAAAGGAAAGCAAGCUGGUGGUGUCUGUGUCGGACAUGUUGGACGACCAGGACUACCGGCUCAGGCUCUGCCUAGAGAGCUACGUCUGCUCUGGGACGGGGGCUGUCGCCCUGAUAAAGAAGGAGGAGGCGGUGAAGGAGGUUUCUCUCUCCUUCUCCCGACCAGUGCCCUGUCUAUGCAUUGAGGGCUGGUCAGCCGUGAUGGACGCUCCCAGGGUGCGAGUCUGUCCCUUCAGAGACCAUACGGACCAGUUGUGGUUCGGGGUGACCUUUGACCCAAUGGAACAGGAGCUGUCAUGGCAACCGGCGUGCCCGGUGGACGUGGUGGUGUCGCUGUGUCAGAUUGGGGCAGAGGACGUCUGUGAGGACCUCCCACACGCCAACCAGACCACCCGCACCAGCAAGGUGAAAUUCACUAAGGUGGACGCCAACCCUCAUCUCUGUGUCAAGUUCACCACGGCCUCCGGGUGCUGGACCAAAUGUCCCUUCAAAAAAACCAACCUCCCACUGAACCCCCCCUCACCCCAACGUCCCGUGCCCCGCGCCCGUCUGAGGCGCUACAGUCGUCCCAGCGGCCCCUGCCCGUCUCAUGGGGGACCACGGACCGAACCAUUUCAAAACGGGGAACCGCCGUCUUAUUUUCUUGUCGCCACUUGCAAAAUUAUGUAAAUGAAUGUUUAUAAUUUAUUGUAUUUAUCCGACAAUGGAUUCCAUAUUUAUGGAUUCUAUCGCUUAUUUGUAUAUAGAUAUCCAUCUAUCGAUCUCUAUAGAUGUAUGUAUAAAACCUAUUUUUUUUACAUAUGCAGCUCAAUGACUCCACGUCUUUUGUUAUACAGCUUGUUCAGUGGCUUGUUUACAGUUUGUUUGACAGCCUGUUUGACUGCUUGAUUGACAGCUGUCUGUUGCUGACGUUCUGCACCUCUGCUAAUCGACUGCCUCUACAAACAACUUUUCCCAGCAUGAGCACAACUUGCACCUCAUUUAAUGUCAGCAUCUGCAUCCGAUUUGACAUAAAAUAUGUUUGAUAACCUCAUCUAGGCUUCUGUAAUGCAGGCUCAUGAAAUGCAACAGUGGCGCCACCGGUCUGACCUCGAACGGUAUUCAAACUCGCAUCCGAGUCAAAGUUGAACUGAAUUUUGUUUUUAAUUGUCUUUUAUAAUGUACCAAUAUCUUUUGAUGGUGUUGAAAUGCUGCCGAACUUUCGAAUGUGAUAUUGUGCAACCUUCUAGAAUCUAGACCAAAGGUGUAGAAUGUGCUCUGCCUAGAGAUGAGGACUGGAUAGGGCCAUUGCCUUUACACAAAAGGGGAUAUCAGACUCAAAGUUCACCCAGAACACUGAGUUAAGCCCGAGUCAUUACCCCACCCCCACAAGAGCAAGAACGCACAGGCUUUUCUUUCUGUAAGCCACCCCAUCCUCCAAUCUGACUGAGGCCGUUACACAUUCUGAUCUGCGGAACCCCUACUACAGAACCCCAACCUCCACACUGAUGGAGGCUGUGUCGCAUGCUGUGCCAUGGUACCCCUCAUUCAGCACUGCAUCCCCGUCCUCCACACUUACUGAGGCUGUUAUGCUUGCUUUGAUACGGUUCAACUAUCAUAGAAACCCAGUUGUAAUAAACGUCUUUCUAUUGAAGAUUCGAGGUCGAACCAAACUCUGUGUGUGUGUGUGUGGGAGUGCUGUAACAUGCCCUCUUCUGUGAAGCUAGUGGCGUAUUUACCACGCACUGAACCAGGAAGUAAGGAUUAUCUGUUGACAGCUGUCUCCUCCCGAUGCAAAUUUCCAUUGUACAAUUGAACCGUGGAGGAAGUUGAUAUUUUGGUGGACUAAGGACUUUUAUUAUGUUACAAUGACUCGCAUCGUUACUGCCUCCUCAAAGCAGGUCCGACUUGAAUUCAUCUUUAUGGACCAUAAAGCAUACCGGUUGUACAGGUUUAUCAAAGCAGUUGUCUGUCUGUCUGUCUUAAGUGUGCUGGUCCGAGUUUAAUAAAACAAUGCAUUUCUAAAGCCUCCGCA